This is a messenger RNA of Nannizzia gypsea CBS 118893, 1026 nucleotides long. Its product is annotated as GTP-binding protein ypt3. Bases 1 to 1026 code for a protein of 341 amino acids. Lineage: Eukaryota; Fungi; Ascomycota; Eurotiomycetes; Onygenales; Arthrodermataceae. Gene Ontology annotation, cellular component: endomembrane system. The transcript is spliced from 2 exons. Gene Ontology annotation, biological process: intracellular protein transport. The record is from RefSeq and is a predicted model, not a curated record. Gene Ontology annotation, molecular function: GTPase activity; GTP binding.
AUGAGCAACAGCCUGGAAGCAAAGAUAGUCGUCCUCGGGGCCCAAGGAGUAGGAAAGACGAGCCUGGUGCAGCGCUACGUCCGCAACUCGUUCAGCAAGACGGCGCCUGCAUCGACCGUCGGCGCCUCGUUCGUGACCAAGCGGGUGCUCGACUCGACCUCCGACACCAUCGUCCGCCUGCAGAUAUGGGACACCGCCGGCCAGGAGCGCUUCCGCAGCAUCUCGCGCCUCUACUACCGCGGCGCCCACGCGGGGCUGCUCUGCUACGACAUCACCGACGAGCGCAGCUUCGACGAGAUGCGCGGCUGGCUGCUCGAGCUCAAGCAGAACCUGGGCCCGAAUGCUAGUGCUGCUGGCGGUGCUGCUGAGGAUACAGACGGCCUGGUCAUCCACGUCGUGGGCACAAAGUCGGAUAUCGUGGCGGACGACCCGGCCCGCCGACGGGUGCCCUUUGAGCGUACCAUCGCCUACGUCGCCGAGCAGCUGUACCCGUCCCAGGCCUCGACGCCGCCCCCCAGUUCCGGCAUAGGCAGCGCCGGCAGCAACACCAACAACAACAACAACUACUACAGUGGUAGCAUGGCCCCGGACAGCAAGCGGAACAGCGGCUUCUGGGCCCAGGACAUCGGCUGGGACUGCUGCCACGAGAUCAGCAGCAAGGACGGCGAGGGCAUCGACGAGGUCUUCCGCGUCAUCACCCGCAAGCUGGUCGAGCAGCGCAGUCGCCGGGAGCGCCAUGGAGACGCUUCUUCCGGCAGCGGUGUUGGUGGUACUUCUGGCGGUGCUUCCGGUGCUGGUGCUGGUGCCGGUGCUGGUGGGCUUGCUGGCUCGUCUUCCAUCCACUCGCCCGGCAGCAACGGCAGCAUCAGAGCCAGGUCCAGGGCCGGACGCACCUCGGGGGACGCAGACAAGCGCCGCAGCUGGCUCAGCUUCCCGCCGGCCCUCGUUGGCGAUGCAGACGACGACUACGAGCACCACGAUGACAGCGGCCUCGACCUCGCCAUCCAACGCAAACGAUGCUGCUGA